AUGCCCCCCCCCCCCCCCCCCCCGUGGCUGACUUUGCUAAUAGAACAAGGUUCUCCUGGAUGGCAGGAGAAACCAGAGCAAGAUGGCAGCGGGGCAGAACGAGGCCUUCUGGCUGAUGGUGCUAAGAAAACUUUUCACCGUCAGGCAUCCAGACUCUUCUGCCCACCUCGCCCGUGGCACACUCGUCAAGAUGGUGAACUUGCUGGGGAUGAGAAGGGGCUGCUGGGAGACCCCAGAACCGGGGUGCUGCUGGAAGGAAGGAUGAAGAAACUGUGUGAACCCCCAGGCUCCCUCAGGCCCCCCAAGCUCCACGGCCUAGAAGAGCUGCUGCAGAGGAGGGAGUUCCUGCAGAGCCAAGGCUCUCUUUGCUCAGGAACACGGGCCCCUGUAUGCGUAGUGAGACUGCGGAAUGAGUUCCCAACACUGAAAAGGUGGUUCGAAGUAAGUCAUGGACACACAAGGCAUCUUGAGGUUCAGAAACACUGCACUGAACGAGAAAAGCCAAGCAAAAAUGGGCGCGUGCUUUCCGAGUGCACUGGUAUCGUUGUUCCAGGGUUCUCGAAGCUCAGCUAUGGUGAUGGAUAUGAGAACAGUGGUGCCCCUUGGGGACAUUGGUCCCAAAGGGGCAGGAAGAACACUCUGGGGGAUGGAUGGGAACAUCCUCUAUCCUGAUUAGUGUGUAUACUCCUGUGACAACGGGAGUACAUAGGUUUGUCAACAUUCACAGAAAUAUAUGUAUCAAAAAACAUAUUGUGGUGACUCGAUACCACUUAGAUGAGUGCAGACAGAGGCUGACGGCUAACUGGGGCCCACUCUGAACACUCUCCAGUUCCUCUCAGAAAAGCACCAUCUCAUGGGUUUCUGUUGAGAAAUAGAGUUACCGUGGCUGCCCAUUCCUGUUUAGGGAUCUGCCCUGUUUAUCCUA
Mustela erminea (ermine) is the source of this 925-nucleotide messenger RNA. RefSeq lists its product as uncharacterized. Bases 1 to 672 code for a protein of 223 amino acids. The record is from RefSeq and is a predicted model, not a curated record. The transcript has 2 exons. NCBI's taxonomy places the organism in Eukaryota, Metazoa, Chordata, Mammalia, Carnivora, Mustelidae.